Malaya genurostris is the source of this 1670-nucleotide messenger RNA. RefSeq lists its product as uncharacterized. The transcript has 2 exons. NCBI's taxonomy places the organism in Eukaryota, Metazoa, Arthropoda, Insecta, Diptera, Culicidae. The record is from RefSeq and is a predicted model, not a curated record. Bases 124 to 1593 code for a protein of 489 amino acids.
CAUAGUAGGCGAGUUAAAAUUUUAGUGAAUUUUUUUUCCGGCUAAUCUCAUUCCAAAUUCGUAUCAUUUUCAAAUCAAAUCGUUUUCCAACUUGUUCUAAAUCCUAAAUUCUACCGUUGAAAAAUGGCUUCCAAUCGCAUCUUUCUAGUGGAAAUGGUCGUGGAAGAAUUGCAAAUUUUUUCACAGGACCCAGAUCGGGAUCCCUCGUCGGAAACGUUUGAUCUGACGUCUUCCGAAGUUCGUCAUCUGGAAAAGGGUGACUGUUCCGGGGACGUAUGUCCUGGACGUUGCGUUCGUUUCCAGCUGGAAAAUCUGGCUCGAUGCGAAGUUUGCGAAAUGGAUUUCGGAUCUCAAGUGGACAUAGAACACUCGAAGCUGGGUGAGAGCUGUAUGUUCACACUUGACCGUAAUCGGCUGCACGAUGAAAGCGUGCCAUUGAAUUUCGUAAUAUCUGCAUUGGAAAAGUGGAGAAGUGGUCGCAAAAGGACACUCGGCAAAUGGCAGCAGCCAGCGAAUGACAUUUUUGUCAGUCUAUCGAGUAAUUACGAUAACACCAAUGGCAGAACUGGAUCGAGAACAUCGAUCGAAACAGCUAUGUCCGAAGGUUCAAUUUCCAAAGGCAGUAUUCCGGUGUCGGAAACAAUCAAGUCACUGUAUCCACUACACGGAAAGGGUAACAUUGUACGUGGUUAUGUUAUAGUGACUUUGCGAAUUUCCUGUUUGGGCUCAAGGAUCACUCAGAAGGUUAUGUUUGGCACAAAGCCUAAUGAAUCGGGUUUUACUUGUUUUAAAUCAUUGGACCAAGAAGACGAAGAGCAAUUUAUGAAAUGUGUGGCCUUUGACGCAUCAAUUCAUCCACAUCCGGUGCUCUGUACGGAUUGUGAAAUUUCUAAAGAAAAUUUACCACAAACUCCUCCAGUAUCAGUGUCUAGUAGUAAGGAGGCUGUUGGUUCACCCUACGACGAAUACACCGCUGAAAUGAACGGAAAUGCGAUCUCGAUCAGAGUGGAGAAAAACUGCGAACUCAAAGUCAUGUUACCGGAUGAGCCGGACGAAAAUUGCACCAAAGGUUGUUGGACUUCGUUAACCAUGCCGGAUGGUGUAUAUGCCUUGGAAGAACGCUACGCCCAGCGAGAAAUGAAUGCAUGUCGCUUGCCGGUGGUCCGAGGAAACCUCAAAUAUCCAGCCAAGCAAUGGUCGGGGGAUUUCAUGUUAUGCAAGCAGAAGCGACCAAUUUGUGCGGAAGAUUUUCGCGUGCGUCCGGAUAAAAUCCGUUCCAUUUGCAUGCAAACACGUGAUCCAGAGAAACCGAUACAGGCUUGCGGAGUAGAAAUAUGCAAGAAAGGUUGGCACGAUCCAAACGUUGAUGUGUUUGUUCUGAAGUUGGGCAAAAAUAAGACCUCUCAUGGGGAAGUGGCUCACAAUCAAGUUGAACUAGAAUUACGGACACCGAAAGGGCCCAUGCUGGAGAAGAAACCAAAGGAAACGCGUGGUGUUCAGGUGAUCGAAGCAGAAUUCGAAGACACCAAGAGACCGGCUAAGGAAGAAACUAAAAAGCCGAAGAAGGCCACAAAGAAGGGUAAAAAGAAGUAAAACCAUUGUAAACAGUAAUAUUAGAGAAUGCGUUUCGAUUGAUAGUCUAUUCAUUAAAAGUUGAUGAUUGAACAGCA